GGGCGGGACGUUUUCAAAAUUGAUCCUCGCUCUCGGCGCUUGACGUUGUCAAAUCUCACAUAAAGGCAGUCCCAGUAUAGAAAUGUCUUCAAAAAUCCCCAGAGGCACGCAGUUACCUGUAGAGACGAAGAAAACUGGUCAUAGGUUUGAAUCCAGGGACACAGCAACUGCAUCUGCAACAGCAAGUGCUGCCCAAAAAUCAGAUGGUGUCCUUAGACCACAAAAGGAAAAUGUGCAGAGGAAAAAUGUUGCUCCUAAAGUUCACAAAGUGGUCUCCACCAGGUACGGUCAACAGGUGGAGCUCAAGGAACAAAAUCAGCAUUUGACAACAGUCAAUGAGGAGCUGCAGAAAAACCUCACAGAGACACAGCAAAGAUUAGCAGAGUUGGAGUUAGAGUUCACUGACUUGGAAAAGGAAAAUGCACAAGCACAGAAAAAUCUGAAGGACUGCCACAUUCUUCUUGUCACGGCAAAAAUAGACCCAGUUUUAGGAGGGAAGGUUGGAGAAGAUGCUCAACAAAAUGAAGACCAAAGGAAAGAAGCUAUGAGCGUCUCCGCAGACCUGCUGAAAGAAUUAAGGACGUUCGGUGAUGUUGCGUCACAGCAACGUGCUCGGCUAGAGGAAAUCCAGACGAUGAUGAAAAACCUCACUAAGGCGAGAGAACAUAUGAUGCAGGAGAGGGAGAGCUUCUCCUUGGACACGGCUGAAAUGGAGGAAGCUCUAAAGGAAGCUGAGGCUCUCCUAUUGUGAACAAAUGUACAAUAAUCUCUGAAUGUAAAACGAGUUUAUAAUGUAUAUUAUAGUAAUCUUUAAUGUUUAUUUUAGUGUUGGACUGACUUUAAGUAAAUAAACUCUUCAUUUUUUUUUCCCAUAAAAACCUUUGUAUUCCCCUAAAAUGUACUUCAUCUUAGUAGUUCCCAAACCCUGGGUCGGGACCCACAGAUGAAUCGGGUGAGAUAUCUUUGGGGUCCAUAAACAAAUUUUAACAACUGUUAACUUAUGGUUUAUGUCAAUAUAUUUUAAUAACAAACUUAAAAUUAAGUUUUAAGUAAUUAUUUUAUUAAAAUUAAAAUUUGCUUAAUUUUACUUUAUAGUGUGAUUCUAAAUGUGUGUUGCAGAUUUACUUUCGGAACGUUUGUUUUGGUAGUAGACUGCAAUAAAAAAUUCUGUAGCAACUGUUAUACAA
Messenger RNA from Solea senegalensis (Senegalese sole), 1187 nucleotides. It is a transcript of the gene knstrn, whose product is annotated as kinetochore localized astrin (SPAG5) binding protein. Gene Ontology annotation, biological process: mitotic sister chromatid segregation; spindle organization; regulation of attachment of spindle microtubules to kinetochore. The transcript is spliced from 9 exons. Bases 83 to 751 code for a protein of 222 amino acids. Gene Ontology annotation, cellular component: microtubule plus-end; mitotic spindle; kinetochore. The record is from RefSeq and is a predicted model, not a curated record. Lineage: Eukaryota; Metazoa; Chordata; Actinopteri; Pleuronectiformes; Soleidae.